This is a messenger RNA of Bathycoccus prasinos, 798 nucleotides long. RefSeq lists its product with no specific name. The record is from RefSeq and is a predicted model, not a curated record. Lineage: Eukaryota; Viridiplantae; Chlorophyta; Mamiellophyceae; Mamiellales; Bathycoccaceae. The transcript has a single exon. Bases 1 to 798 code for a protein of 265 amino acids.
AUGCGUUCUCAAAACGAAGCAGACGACAGAGAGCGGAUGCGCGCUUUGCGAGAACGGCUGGAGACGUUUCGUACUACGAAUACGAACACCACGAAUACACAGCAAGAACAUUUACGACGGAGAGGAGGCGAGGAGGAGCUUUUCCAUGAUGAUGGAUUUAAGGGAAGAGAAUUGGUGGUAAGUCCGGUGAGGAGGAUAAAAACGACUCUGACGACGAGGAGAGGAGGAGAAGACAAGCACGAAAAAGGAAAUAUUAACAACAACGGUGAAUGCGAGGACGAAUUCGGGUUUUCGGCGCGAUCGCCGCCGCAUUCGCAUUCGCAUUCGCCGAGGAUAUCUGCGAAUUUAAAUUUGGGAAAGCCGAGGCGGAUUCCGAUUGGUGUCGUUGAAACCGCCGAAGGAGGCGCGAAGAAGAAGGAUCCGAGACGACGACCUCCUCAGCAGAAUACGACGAAUCAUAAUCGCGGCGAUGAUAGAAACACUACUAGCAGUAGCAAAGAUAAUUUAGGCAAUUUUCUUCGUUACCAAAAAGAAACGAGACAAAGAAAAGACGCCGAGUUUGCCGUCGCUUCGGCGGUGGAAUCCGCUCGAUCGAAGAUAUUUAUGGAAGUGACGAACUUUUUGAACGAGGAGUUGUUACCCGAAGACGCGGACGUGGUUUCGGUGGCUAUAUGUCAGAAAUUUGCGGAACUCGCCGUGCGCAAUCAAAGGUUAGUGAGGUCGGCGAGCGAGGCGAGAGAGAUUAUCGACCGAUUGUCCGCUGAGUUAAAUUCUUUCCGCGAUUCGUGCGAGCAAUGA